ACAUCUGAAUAUGAAGCAAACUUGUAUUGGAUCAGGAUUGUUUCUGGAAGCUGGCCUGAAUUCUUGGGAGGAACAUUUACCUUUGAUUAUGACGGUGUUAACACCACUCCUCACAUUACAGCAAAGCAAGAACCUGGAACCUUUAUUCUGGAAAUAAGUCAAACUAGGCUAAGUGACACUGGUCUUUAUUACUGCAUAAAAGUGGACCAACUGGACAUGGACUUUUUAAAUGCAACAUUUUUAAAAAUUAAAGGGCCAGAGACGGCUAUCACUGACAUCAUUCAGGUGCCUCAAUUUGGUCCCCUCCAUCCGGGAAACCCAGUGACUCUGCAGUGUUCAGUCCUCUCUAACCCAGAGAACAGUGCAUGUCCUGGAAAUGACAGUGUGUUUUGGUUCAGCACUAGAUCUGAUAACUCUCACCCCAACUUGAUUUAUGCUGAUGGAAACAGUGAUAAAUGUGAGAGGAGUCCAGAGGUUUCCUCCACACAGAAAUGUGUCUACAGCUUCUCCAAGAAUGUCAGCUCCUCUGAUGCCGGGUCGUACUACUGCGCUGUGGCCACAUGUGGACAUAUAAUUUUUGGAAAUGGCAUAAAACUGGACGUUAAAGGACUCAACAUGUGGGACUUGCAAAUGGCGAAUACAGUUCUAUUUAUAUUAUGUGCUGCUUUGGCUACAAGUCUGAUCGUUAUAGCCUUCCUGAUUUAUACCAUCAAGAAGAAAACAUCCAGUUGUUGGUGUGAUGGCAUGCCAGGAAGUGGUGAUCAGCAGAGUCAGCAGACAGUUGAGAACCCAUUGAUUUACUCUGCACCAAACAUCACUACGAGGAAAAGCGGCAAAUUACCACAAAGGAGUGAAAAAGCAGCAGAGGGGGGUACAGUCUACACUGAUGUCAGUGCUUCUGCGAUCGAGUAA
Molecule: messenger RNA, 912 nt
Organism: Pundamilia nyererei
Lineage: Eukaryota; Metazoa; Chordata; Actinopteri; Cichliformes; Cichlidae
Exons: 5
Coding region: 217-912 (231 amino acids)
Source: RefSeq, a predicted model, not a curated record